Molecule: messenger RNA, 4957 nt
Organism: Chara braunii
Lineage: Eukaryota; Viridiplantae; Streptophyta; Charophyceae; Charales; Characeae
Source: the annotation of a GenBank genome assembly
ACUCUUCAGAGUGCGGGCACGACAGUGCAUGCCACUGCUCACUCGAUCACAGACCAAGGCCAUGGACCGGAAGGCAGGAGAAUCCCUCCUGGCCUACGAGGAACGCCUGGCGGCAUUCAUCCAAGAGGCCAACGAUAGGGCCGCUGCCGCGGCCAAGGAACGUAGUCAGAUUGAGCAAGAAGAGGAGGCCAAGCGACGGAAGGAGGAACAGGACCGACUUCGUCAAGAGGAGGCAGACCUGCAGGCGGCAGCUGUACACCGGUCACGCCAGCGGGAACAACUGUUCACGCGGGAGACCGUGAUCGGCGAUGAGACCGCACAUUGGGUGGCGAUGGCAUCUGCAGACGAGGCCCCGGAGACUGACAAAGGGCUGUCCGCCGUUGUGCAGAUCUCCCACGACCUCGUGGCCACCUGCGCUCUGCAGCAGGAGAAAAUCCUUCACCUGCAGCAGACAGUGGACCAGAUGCUUACACGGCUGCAGGCGUUGGAGAAACAGCCAGCUGCUGUAGCAGCCGCCGGGCCUUCCAACCUUACCACCCGCGUUCAAGUCUUGGAGGAUGACGUCAGCAAUAUCAAGCGUGUGCAUCAGGACUUCAGGACGUCGCAGCAAGCAACGAACUUGCAGUUGGUGACGCAGGUCCAGGCUGCUGCCACCGUGACGCCCGCGGCCGCAUCCUCCCGGUGCCCACCCAAACUGGAUGACAUUCCAGUUUUCUGCGAUCAGUCCAAGACGGAACCGAUCCCGUGGUGGCGCCAGUUUACUCUCAGGCUCGACAUGCACCAUGUCCCGAACAACGAUCGACAUCCGUGCUUGUACCACCGAUCUGGUGGUGCAUGUCAAGCAUGGCUGGACAACAUCUUGACCAGCCACGACGUAGCAGUGUCGGAACUGCACACCAAGCUCACUUGGCAGAAGUUGACUGACGCCUGGCACAAGCGAUUCCAAGUGGAGCCGCCCGACCUGCAAGCGAUGGACAAGCUCAACAAGCUCCAUCAGAACACGCUGCUCAGUCAGGACUGGAUUACCGAGUUCCAAAGACUCGCCUCCACACCUGACCUGCCGCUCGCACCCGCGCCAUCAAGCACUUGUUCUUCCGCCAUUUCGUCUUCAUCAAGGGAUUCGGCAAGCAUGUUCAACGAGGAGGUCUUGGACCCGCUCACGCCCGAGGACUUCGCUUGGAUUUCUCUCCCUGCGACGAGCAACCUUCCAGGGCCGCAAAGCGCAGCACUAUGCGCCCUCUUACACGAGUAUCUUUCCUUCCAUGCACCACCAACUUCGUCGACGGUAGACGAAGUCGCGGUGGGGGACGUGCUUGGCUAUGUUACCAAGGUGGCCCGCGAGUUUGUCUCGCAACAGUACGGAGAAAACAACGCACCGUUGCUCUACGUUCGCAUUCAGAUUGGGCAAGGGGCCUGCAACGCUUUGCUAGAUUGCGGCGCAACUCGCAACUUCAUCAGCCAGUCCUUCAUGACUCGGGCUGGCCUUGGCGCACAAGUACGGAGGAAGUCACAUCCGACGACAUUCGCUCUUGCCGACGAAAAGACGAAACAGCUUUUAGACCGUUACAUCUCGGCUGUCCCGGUGUACUGUGCACCGCACGCAUGUGAACCCGUCACUUUUGACGUGUUGGACACCGACUUUGAUGUCAUUUUGGGGAUGCCUUGGCUUUCUAGCGCGGACCACACGGUCAAUUUCCAUCGAUGCACGCUCACGAUUCGUGAUGCAACUGGCGCCGAGGUCCCGUGUACUAUUCCUACUCCUCGCUCUUCCAUUCGGUGCCAAGUCGUGAGUGCCAAAUCUUUUCGAGACACAUGCCGUUCCGAGCAUGUCGAAGAGAUUGGCAUCGCUUUUCUUCCAACCGUCCCGACGACCGAUUCAUCGUCCACGAAUGUGUCUUCCGACCCCCGUGUGACCCGGUUGUUAGACGAGUUCUCGGAUGAUUUUGAGACACCCUCCGGUAUAGUGCCGGACCGGCCGAUCUCCCACGAGAUCAUACUCGAGGCCGGCGCCGUGCCACCAAAGGGAUGCAUUUAUCGCAUGUCCGAGGAGGAGCUCACGGUUCUCCGUGCGCAACUCGACGAUCUACUUGAAAAGGGAUGGAUCCGCCCUAGCAGCUCACCUUACGGUGCGCCUGUUCUCUUCGUUCGGAAGAAGAACAAGGACCUUCGACUUUGCAUUGACUACCGAUGCCUCAACGCGCAAACCAUCAAGAAUGCGGGGCCUCUACCUCGCAUUGACGAUUUGCUUGAGCGGUUGGGCGGGGACAAGUACUUUUCGAAGUUGGACCUCAAAUCGGGCUAUCAUCAGAUUUCCAUCCGCCCGCAAGAUCGGUACAAAACCGCGUUUAAGACGCGAUAUGGGCAUUUUGAGUGGGUAGUUAUGCCUUUUCGCCUCACCAAUGCCCUGACCACCUUUCAGGUGGCCAUGACCACCGAGUUUCGCGCUAUGUUGGACCGCUUCGUCUUCGUCUACUUAGACGACAUCCUCGUCUAUAGCCGAACUCUAGAGGAGCAUCUCGAGCACUUUCGCCGUGUUCUAGAGACUCUUCGGUCAGCCCAGUACAAAGCUAACCGCGACAAAUGCGAGUUUGUCCAGCAAAAGCUUGAAUACUUGGGCCAUUCUGUCUCUCCGGAAGGUAUUCGUCCGUUGACGGACAAGAUUCAAGCCAUCCAAAAGUGGCCCGAGCCGAAGAAUGUGACGGACGUCCGAUCCUUCCUCGGCUUGGCCGGUUAUUAUCAGCGCUUCAUCAAGGGUUACCCGAAGAUCACGGUCAACCUAAGCAAGUUACAAAGCGAGGAGCGGCCUUUUGACUUCGACGACGAUAUGCGUCAUUCUUUUGAAACACUCAAAGCGACACUCUUGUCCGCCGAGGUGUUACAUAUUUACGACCCGCUUCUAGCUACGCGCGUCACUACUGAUGUGUCGGGCUAUGGCAUUGAGGCCGUCCCCGAGCAGCACGAUGGCACGGACUGGCACCCGGUCGAGUACUUUAGCAAGAAAGUACCUCCCGUGCAUUCGAUUGACGACACACGGAAGAAGGAGCUUCUUGCCUUCGUCCACGCCCUCAAGCGUUGGCAACAUUUCCUCCUUGGUCGRAAASCAUUCCGAUGGGUAACGGAUAACAAUCCGUUGGUAUUCUACAAGUCGCAAGACACGAUUAACAGUACCAUUGCCCGUUGGAUGGCUUUCAUCGACCAGUUUGACUUUUUCCCCGAUCACAUUCUUGGGAAGUCAAACCGUUUUGCGGACGCCCUCUCUCGGCGACCGGAUCUUUGCACCGUAGUCUACUCUACCUUCGAGAUCGACGACGACUUGCGGGAGAGCUUCAUCCGUGGUUAUCAAGCCGACCCCCACUUUCGCGACAAGCACGCGAAUUGCUCCUCUCCGAAUCCGGUGCCUUCGCAUUAUCGGAUCCAAGAGGGCUGCUUACUUGUGCAUUCACGGGGUAAGGAUCUUCUUUGUGUGCCGAGUGAUUCACACUUGCGCACACGGCUUCUUGGCGAGUUUCACGAUGCGCCCGCCUCCGGACAUUUUGGUGUCAACCGUACACUUGGCCGACUUCGCCAGCGGUUCUAUUGGCCCGACCUUCUCAAGGAAGCCACCCGCUAUUGUGAGUCGUGCGAAGUCUGUCGGCGUUGCGAGUCGCGCAACCAUCCUCCGUUAGGCAAGCUACACCCACUACCAGUGCCCCUUGGGCGACGGGAAGCAAUUGCUAUGGAUAUCACCGGCCCCUUCCCGAAGCACAAGACCGGUGUGGAUGGGAUCCUCACGGUCGUCGACCGCCUCACCAAGUACGCCAUGUUUUUGCCUUGCCGCUAUCACGCAAAGGCACCGGAGUUAGUCGAGGUCUUAUACACCGGUUGGAUUCGGUCCAAGGGCUACCCCAAGGAGAUCGUUUGUGACCGGGACACUAGCUUUCUCUUCGACUUUUGGGUCGCCCUCGUCAAGCGAUGGGGCUCAUCUUUGAAGCCGAGUUCGGCUUGCCACCCGCAAACCGAUGGUCAAACGGAAAGGGCGCAUCAGACCGCUCAAGUCCUUCUACGCACUCUCAUCCGUCCCGACCAGGUUGAUUGGGUUGAGAGCUUGCCAGACGUUGAGUUGGCUAACAACUCAUCAAUCCACCCGGCUAUCGGGAUGUCGCCAUUCGAGUUUGAGCAUGGUUCACCCAUCUCAUCGCCGCUGGACGCCACUCUGCCGCGCACAGCCGAGAGCGACGACCAUCUUGCGUUCCUUCGUCGCAUGCAAGAGCUUCUUGUCAAGGCACGGGAUCAGAUGUCAAAGACGCAAACACGGAUGAGCCGUCAAGCCAACCGCAAUCGCCUUCCUUGCCCGUUCCGCGCCGGCGAUCUGGUUUGGGUCUCCGCCGCGGAGUUCAACCUUGAGCAAGCCAUCUCUCGCAAGCUCCUUCCCAAGUGGAUGGGGCCUUGGCGCAUUCUCUCUGCAGUUGGUGAUGAUCCCGAGGGGCCUUCAUUCCGCAUCGCGGUGCCACCUCACUUGCCAGUCCACACGGUGUUCCACUGUUCCAAACUCGCUCCGUUUGUUUCAGCUGAGUCCGACGAGUUUCCCGGUCGACGUACGCAAGACCCUCCUUCCAUGGACGGAUUUCAGGAGGCCGGCUACAUCAUCACCGACCGGCGCCAUGGCAACAAAGAAACAGAGUUUCUACUUCACUUUUCCUACUGCAGCCAUAAGGCUGACCGUUGGCUGACGCGUUCGGAACUGCAGGCCACAACUCCCGUCGUUCUCUCACGUUAUCUUAGCAAAGGGAAGACUACGCCGAGCACUCCAGCUCCUCGCCUUCCUCGCUACAUUCCGCCAUCGGAUCGGCAACUUCGUCUGCGCCCCGGCUCGUCUUCAUAAGGAGGGGGGCCUGUUACAUGCUGAAAGCCUACACACGGGCCCCUCACGGAACCCGAGGUUGGAAUAGGGCCCCCAGGUCGCGUCACCGCAACCUGA